CCCACCUUCUUUUCCAAGGAGUCAAAAGAAUGAAGGGGCAUACAUUUCCUGGGGCUUCUUCCUAUGCUGAGCGUACUCUGAAGUAAGGGGCAGCCUAACGAUGGACGAGAGACAAGAUCCUCUGGGCAUGACUGUCCAUCUCCUGGCCAACUCUGGAUAUGCUCUGCCUUUGCAGCAAACCCUUGACCGCCUCUUGGAGUGGAUUUGCCCAGAAGUCCAUCUAUUUCUGGUGUCAGAGAGAGUGACUCCAGUGAAACACUAUGAAAAAUAUCACUCCAAGCGGUCUGGGUUCCCAGGGAUUUCUGUUUUGCUCUUCUUGCAUGAAGACCAUGGGGAAGAGCGGUUCUUUCAUAUCUAUGACUCCUUCCAACAGCCACCUUGGCAGUCUCAUCCCACACAGAAUGCUGGUGGAAGGCUGUGCCCAUACACACUUACCAAUCAGGAUUUCUACAGCCUCGAUCCACACAUGCCCGUAUGGGGGGUGAGACAGGCAUAUUGUGGCAGCGAGAUCCUUCGUGUGACCUUAUAUUGUAGCUUUGAUAAUUAUGAAGAUGCAGUCAGACUUUAUGAAAUGAUCUUACAGAAGGAAGCCACCACCCAGAAGAGCAACUUCUCCUUCUUUGUACUAUAUUCAAAGAACAACUUUUCAAUCCAGCUGUCCUUGAAGCAGCUUCCCCUAGGGAUGUCUGUGGAACUCAAAGAGUCUUCCCUGCUACAGUUCAAAGUUCAAGAAAUUGGCCAGUUAGUGCCACUUCUGCCAAAUCCCUGCAUUCCUAUCAGCAGCACCAGAUGGCAAACUCAGGACUAUGAUGGAAACAAAAUUCUCCUACAGGUCCAAACAAACCCAGGACCAGGCGAAAACAAGGGUGGGCUUUCCUGUAAGCAAGGCCAUACAGGAGCUGACACCCCUCUCCAAGACUCCAUCCAAACUCUAAUCUCUGCCAAAAGGACCACAGAACAAAGAAGUCGGAGAAGCCAGACCGGCAGGUCAAAGCACAAUCCCCCAGAGCCUCCUCACCUGGGAGGGGGCACUUUGCCAUCCAGAAGCUCCUGUAGGAUUCCCUGGAAUAGUUCUUGUUCAUCCCACUCUAGCAGCCCAUCAGCAACUUCCCAGUGGGAUAGACCUUCUCCACAUCUUGAAUCAGCAGCCAGAAUCAAAACACUCCAUCAAGGAAACAGUUUUCAGAAGCCUGAGGCAGAGACUAAUGUUGAUACAGGGUUCACGGUAAUCAAUUCAGAACGGAGGCAAUCUUCUUUGAGAACAUUUCCAAGGGAUUUGCAAAGCAGCCUGCCUGCACUGUGGACACCAAACUCUUUGUUAGCUAUAACCGGCUCAAGAAAUAAAACCUCCAAGGAGACAAUCCAUCCCUUGCCAUUUGCUGGCCUAAGGGACGGUGGUGCAGGGCAGAUAACCUCAGCAUUCCACUUGACACAAAUACCCCAUGGAAACGAUGAAGAAGAAUUCUUUAUAUGA
This is a messenger RNA of Trichosurus vulpecula (common brushtail), 1474 nucleotides long. It is a transcript of the gene FAM124B, whose product is annotated as family with sequence similarity 124 member B. The transcript has 3 exons. The record is from RefSeq and is a predicted model, not a curated record. Bases 101 to 1474 code for a protein of 457 amino acids. Lineage: Eukaryota; Metazoa; Chordata; Mammalia; Diprotodontia; Phalangeridae. Gene Ontology annotation, cellular component: nucleoplasm.